AUUCGAAGAUAUUUGACUUUGAAUAGCUGGAAAGGCUCUAUUUAAACUUUAUUGAUUACCUUUCUUCUCAUAUCUGGCGCCAUAAUUUUACGAGCACACACAUAUUUCAGCUGUUGAUUGAGGUAAACAUCUUUGUAAAAACAACUUUUAUUUAACUCAUUGUACUUAAAACAUGUAUGAAAUCGAAAUAAUUGGGCCAAUCCAAAAUUUUUGGUAUUUUGCUUCUGUCUUAUCCUUCCAUGGAUGACCUGUGAACAAAGAGGCAAAUAAUUCAUCUCAAGAAUUUUUCUGUGUCUAAAUAGUUAUUAGUAAAUUGUGAUCUACUAUUAAUUUUUCAUCAGAAGUAUUUUCAAUUUGAUGAUCAAUGAACGCGUAUUAUCGAUAAGUGUUUUGUAUCGAGUAAUCAAAAUUUCUUCCUUGACUAGUCGUUGACUAAUUCAUGUGAUAAUUGGUUAAAGUUUUCUAACUACCUUUAAAAUGAAUGCAAAGUGUCUUUCUACGGAUGGUUUCACGAUUGUAAAUCGACGUCGAAAAGGUAAAAAAAAGAAUCCUUCAUCGAACCAAAGAUCCCAAUUAGCUUAUUGUUUCAUAGACCAAUGCGACGAAAAGGAGGUCGAUGACCAAGAAUUUUCUUCUAGAUUGAGCUCUAAAUUGGAUAAAUGCUCAGAAACUCUCAAAAGAAUCAAAUUUGUUGAGCGGGUUAUUCAUGGACUAUCUCAACCUAUUGGUAACAAAGUUGGAACAAACACAUCCACUGAUGACAAAAAACGUUUUGAUAACUCGAGAAUGAACUCCGAUAAAUGUCCAUUCAGACAAUUUGGACAAGUAGUUUCAUACGGAAUCGGUAGAUUCUCCGCAUCAAAAGAAUCUCUUUACCAACUCAGUCUUCUCUUCAUCUUAAAAAAUGAGAAAAUAGUGACCGCAGAAGAAUGGCUUAUUUAUGAUCCGGUGUUUACUGACCACGAAAAAAAAUUCCUUUCUGCUAACGGUUUCAAAAUCAUGGAUGUGAAUGAAAAAGGAGCAAGAAAAAUUACUUCAUCAACAUUUUUUUAUAUGCCUCACUGUCCUAUUCCAAUGUACAAUAAUUUACUCUGGUCUAAUUGGUCAUCUUCCAGUUUGAGCAAGAUGGUAUUAUUAGGGACCAGUUUUGAAUCAUUGGUGAACUCGUUUAUUGAUUCAGACCAACAGAAAGAUUUUGCAUAUCUAAUACAUACCUACCAAAGCAAUCUAACUAUUGAAUUUCCUCUGAACGCUCCUUCAGAUAUUUAUGAAGCGUUUAACGACCUGAGUAUCCAUUUUUUCAAACCUGCUGGUGAAAUAGAAGAUUUUUUGAAAAAAGUUAAUUUAAACCAUAUACCGAAAUAUACGAAUAAUGAAUUCUCAAGUGAACUGAUCAUAAAUUGAUUUAUUGGUUGUUAUAAAAUUGUCAAGGGCU
Molecule: messenger RNA, 1435 nt
Organism: Tetranychus urticae (two-spotted spider mite)
Lineage: Eukaryota; Metazoa; Arthropoda; Arachnida; Trombidiformes; Tetranychidae
Product: SRR1-like protein
Cellular component (GO): cytoplasm; nucleus
Source: RefSeq, a predicted model, not a curated record